Neoarius graeffei (lesser salmon catfish) is the source of this 3067-nucleotide messenger RNA. RefSeq names its product zinc finger protein 883-like. Lineage: Eukaryota; Metazoa; Chordata; Actinopteri; Siluriformes; Ariidae. The transcript is spliced from 7 exons. The coding region runs from base 392 to 2878 and encodes 828 amino acids. Gene Ontology annotation, molecular function: histone methyltransferase activity; protein binding. The record is from RefSeq and is a predicted model, not a curated record.
UUAAAUUUUUUUAAAGCCAAUCAGGCAGCCUCACCCCCUCUGCAGUGUAUUAAGCAGAAAGCUUUACACAUUGAAAAUGAAGAUGGAUGAAAUCAUAGGGGACUGUUUUAGGCAUGGUUUCCCCAAACGAGAAAUCUUGUUACUGGAAGAAUCGUAUGGUGUUGAGCUCUAAGCCUCUGAUCCCUGGAGAGAGAGAGAGAGAGAGAGAGAACUCUGUCUAACGAUGAGCUCUGGCAGCAACGAAACUUCUUACUUUAACUCAAGGCUAAAGGCCCAACUCGCAAAGCUCUGUGUUCUGUUUCCGCGCUGGUUUUAUUCUUAAAGUUAAAGUGCCCAGGAGUGAUUUGUGUCUGCACUGCUCUGAUGCUUCUUUCAGGAGCUGUGUGAGGACAUGAAAACCAAGACAUCCACGGCUGGAGGGACGUCAGAGGUCCGUGUGAAGAAAGAGGAGACACUGGAGCUGAAAAUCUACAACCAUAGAGACGAUCUCGACAACCCACCUGAAGGUCUCUCUGUUAAAGUGGAAGAUCCUGACAAUAAAGACUACCUCUACUGCGAAUUUUGCAAAUCCUUCUUCCUCAACAAAUGUGAGGUUCAUGGACCACCCCUCUUCAUCCCAGAUACUUCUGUUCCCAUGGGAGUCCCUGACCGAGCCAGACAAACUCUUCCUCCUGGGCUAGAAAUCCAGAAGUCCAGUAUUCCUGAUACAGGCCUGGGAGUGUUUAAUAAGGGGGAGACUGUUCCAGUAGGUGCACACUUUGGACCCUGCCAGGUAGAGCUGGUAAACAGAGAGGAAGCCAGGAACAGUGGAGACUCCUCGGUUGUAUACAGGAGCAUGCAGUGUGAAGAAUACAUCAAUGCCAAAAGAGAGAUGCAUGUGAAUUGGAUGAGGUAUGUGAAUUGUGCCCGUAAUGAAGAAGAACAGAAUCUUGUGGCAUUUCGGUAUCGAGGGGGAAUUCUGUAUCGUUGCUGUCGACCCAUUAACCCAGGACAGGAGCUUUUGGUGUGGUAUGAAGAGGAGCACACCAAAGAACUCAGUCCUGCACCUACAGGAACAACCAGACAGCAAGUAACCAGAGCACUCCCCCAGAGGACUCAUUUUGGCAUGUUCCACCAACCAGAAGUAAAGAAGACUUUGCUGCAGGUCUUUUCCUGCUCCACAUGUCCUCGUUCCUAUGCAUCUCAAAUUUACCUUGACAAACACAUCCAGAGUCACUCUGAAGAGUAUGUGAGACUGCAGGAAUCAGGAGAGAUUAAAUAUGAGCUUCAGAUCCCCUCCAAAUGCUCCAGUAGUCAGCCAACAUCAUCUGAUGCUCUCAGUUUUGACACUUCUCAUAAUGAUAUACAGAAGGAAAUUCACCACUGCUCAGACUGUGGAAAGAGUUUUGGUCAUCAGAAUGCACUCAAGACACACCAGUGCAGUCACACAGGAGAGAAGCCGUAUCACUGCUCACAGUGUGGAAAGAGUUUUACUUAUCAGAGUCAUUUCCAACAACACCAGCGCAUUCACACAGGAGAGAAGCCGUUUCACUGCUCACAGUGUGGGAAGAGUUUUACUCGUCAGAGUACUCUCCAACAACACCAGCGCAUUCACACAGGAGAGAAGCCGUAUCACUGCUCACAGUGUGGAAAGAGUUUUACUCAGCAGAGCGCUCUCCAAACACACCAGCGCAUUCACACAGGAGAGAAGCCUUUUCAUUGCUCACAGUGUGGGAAGAGUUUUACUCGUCAGAGUAAUCUCCAAACACACCAGCGCAUUCACACAGGAGAGAAGCUGUAUCACUGCUCACAGUGUGGAAAGAGUUUUACUUAUCAGAGUCAUUUCCAACAACACCAGCACAUUCACACAGGAGAGAAGCCGUUUCACUGCUCACAGUGUGGGAAGAGUUUUACUCGUCAGGGUACUCUCCAAACACACCAGCGCAUUCACACAGGAGAGAAGCCGUAUCACUGCUCACAGUGUGGGAAGAGUUUUACUCAGCAGAGUCAUCUCCAUCAACACCAGCGCAUUCACACAGGAGAGAAGCCGUAUCACUGCUCACAGUGUGGGAAGAGUUUUACUCAUCAGAGUCAUCUCCAACAACACCAGCGCAUUCACACAGGAGAGAAGCCGUAUCACUGCUCACAGUGUGGGAAGAGUUUUACUCAGCAGAGUGAUCUCCAAAAACACCAGCACAUUCACACAGGAGAGAAGCCGUAUCACUGCUCACAGUGUGGGAAGAGUUUUACUCAUCAGAGAAAUCUCCAACAACACCAGCGCAUUCACACAGGAGAGAAGCCGUAUCACUGCUCACAGUGUGGGAAGAGUUUUACUCAUCGGUGGAUUCUCCUACAACACCAACGCAUUCACACAGGAGAGAAGCCGUAUCACUGCUCACAGUGUGGGAAGAGUUUUACUCGUCAGAGUCAUCUUCAGCAACACCAGCGCAUUCACACAGGAGAGAAGCCGCAUCACUGCUCACAGUGUGGGAAGAGUUUUACUCAUCAGAGUGCUCUCCAACAACACCAGCGCAUUCACACAGGAGAGAAGCCGUAUCACUGCUCACAGUGUGGGAAGAGUUUUACUCAUCGGUGUAAUCUCCAACGACACCAACGCAUUCACACAGGAGAGAAGCCGUAUCACUGCUCACAGUGUGGAAAGUGUUUUACUCAGCAGAGUGCUCUCCAACAACACCAGCGCCUUCACUCAGGAGAGAAGCCGUAUCACUGCUCACAGUGUGGCAAGAGUUUUACUCAUCAGAGUGCUCUCCAACGACACCAACGCAUUCACACAGGAGAGAAGCCGUAUCACUGCUCACAGUGUGGGAAGAGUUUUACUCAUCGGUGUUCUCUCCAACAACACCAGCGCCUUCACUCAGGAGAGAAGCUGCAUCACUGAUCAGUCUGGAAAGAUGUUUACUUAUUCAGUUACAUUUAAAACCUACAAGUGCACCAACUUGUAGACAUUGUAUGAUUUUAAAUUUGUCAAAUUAAACAUGGUUAUUAUUACAGUUUUGGCUGAAAAUGACCUGUACUUUGAACUUUAUUGUUCAUGUUAUAUGACUGUUUUAAAAUACGUAACCUUAUA